Messenger RNA from Prunus armeniaca (apricot), 1149 nucleotides. The record is from the annotation of a GenBank genome assembly. Lineage: Eukaryota; Viridiplantae; Streptophyta; Magnoliopsida; Rosales; Rosaceae.
AUGCUGUGGAGGAAAGAAGUACAAGUGAAUGUGUUGUCUGUAUCAGCAGGCCAUAUUGACUGUUGGGUGAAUAAUCAUCUCAUACAACCAUUCAGAGUGACUGGAUUCUAUGGUAACCCGGAAACAUCCUUAAGAAUUUUCUCUUGGGAAUUGCUAAGAAGAUUGGCGAGUUCUUGUAAAAGUCCUUGGGUUUGUUUGGGUGAUUUUAAUGAGCUGUUUUCAGAAAGAGAAUCAAAUGGGGUUAGAAGGAGACCAAUGUAUCAAAUGGAAAAUUUCCGAAAGUCUCUAGAGGAUUUUGGCUUGAGUGAUAUUGGUUUUGAAGGUUUUCCUUUCACUUGGUGUCGGAAGGAUGGUAAUGGGAAUGUUCUUUGGGAAAGACUUGAUCGAGUAGUAGUAAAUACAGAGUUCAGGAUCUUGUGGCACCAAACAAAGGUUCAUCACUUGAACAGUGUUGUUUCUGAUCACAAGCCAGUCCUUUUAACCCUUAAUGCCCAAAAUAGUAAUGAUGCUGGAAGCUCAGCAAGGAAAUGCAGAUUUCAGUUUGAAAAGAUGUGGUUGAAAGAGGAGGGAUUUGAAGAUGUUGUGAGGUCUGCCUGGGAACACAAUGGAGCUGAGGAUGUCUUUGGGAGUGUCAGGACCCAACUAAAGAUGUCUUUGGAAUUACUGCAAUGUAUUAAUCCUUCGAAGCAACAAAGUCAGAGGAAGGAGUUUAUUGAAAGAAAGAUUGAUGAUCUGCUGGAAAAACAAGAAAUUAUGUGGCAGCAGCGGUCAAGGGUGGAGUGGCUGAAAGAAGGGGAUAAAAAUACGAGUUAUUUCCAUGAAAGGGCAAAGGAGAGAACAAAGACUAAUUUCAUAGCAGGGGUGUAUAAUUCAAAGGGGAAAUGGUGCACAGAUAGAAGAUUGGUAACAAAAAAUUUUAGUUGCUACUUUCAGUCUCUCUUUGCAACAACAGGAGGUCAUAAUAUAGAGGUGAUCACUGACAAGGUUAGUCCAAAAGUGCCUGAUCAAAUGAAGCAUUUUCUCAUUAAGCCUUACAACAAAAAUGAGGUUGAGGUAGCUUUGAAGCAAAUGCCUCCCUCAAAGGCUCCUGGAAUUGAUGGAAUGAAGUGUGAGAAGCCUGAACAGGACCUUGAUAGCUCUCAUCCCUAA